UAGACCUUUAGUCUCAGAUCUGCACCAUGAGCUAUGACCAGAGCUAUCCGUUUCCACAAGUUUUUUUGGUGGACAGCAGUGGAGGUCCUCAGCACUCUGUCCAGACUCCGCAUCUGAUACCCUGUUGGUCCUCACCCCCUGCCCAGGGAAGAGUAAGGAGCCGGGGAAAGGAUCAGGGCUGUAUGGGCAUCAGAUAUGGUCUGUUGACGGUUCUUCUGUUCCUGUUACUGCUGGUGUUUGCAGCCCUGGGGCUUGGAGCCCACCAGAUUUACAAAUUGCAUAUUGAAGUGGCUAAAAUAAAACAGAAAAUCCACGAAGAGAAUGAGUUUAAUGAGGGAAUGAGUGUGCCCAGAGACUCGCCAGAGAAGCAAAUUGGUUUCCAACGAUCUGAGAUGGAUGAAGAAAAAAAAGACAGCAGACAUGCAGCACAUGUCAUAGGCCCAACUCAAGAUGUACACCGUAAUGGUCUGCGGUGGGAGCCACGGGCAGGCCGUGCUUUCACAGAGGGCGAAGUGGUUUACCGGGCUGAGGAUGGGUCUCUGCAGGUCAACCAUACAGGACUCUACCACAUUUAUUCACGAGUGGAGCUCCACUUGAAGGAAUGUUCCGCUUCAAACCCAAUUUUCCAUUCUGUGUAUGUGAGAAGAGUUGGCCAUCAUGCACCCUUGACCCUGAUGGAGGGCAACAGAGUUUCCCCCUGCAUCACUAGAAAGGGCCAAGUGUGGACAUCAGAUAGUUAUCUUGGCUCUGCGCUUCAGCUACACAAACAGGACAGAGUAUAUGUGAACGUGUCACAUCCCGGAUAUUUAAGCCACGAACACUAUGCCAACUUCUUUGGUCUCUACAAGAUCUAGGAGUUCAUAUAUAGGUUACUGUUCACUGAUCGACCACCUGAGAACAUUUGUAUACUUACUGCACUCAAUGAAAGAUGAGAAACUAUCACUUGUGUCAUUGUUGUAACCCAAAUAAUCUGAUAGAUCAACGACUGCAUCGGCACUGAAAAUGUGGCAGGGGAAGUAAUGAUAAACUCAAUGAAAAAAGAUCGAUUGAUGAUGAUCUAUUUUUCAAUAUUAGCCCUGAAGUGAAAUUAGUAGUUACUUUCCUGGUGUAUUCCUUCUAUCCAGUAAUGAUGAAGAUGUGAUUAAGAGUGUUGUGAGUGAGUGCAGUUAACACUAAGGUACUACAUUUGAUGGAAAUUUCUAUAUAUUAUUUAUUCUUGUGUUGACCCAAUACUGUCUUCAUAAAACACAACGGAUUGUUCAUUAAACCUUCAGUGUUUUGCUCAGAGAAAUUCAAAUGCAAAAAUAUUGUAUAUUGCAAUAAAGAGCUGGUUUUUUAAAGGAAAACGAAUUUCAGUCAAAGUUGAAACAG
Messenger RNA from Lampris incognitus (smalleye Pacific opah), 1371 nucleotides. RefSeq names its product Fas ligand (TNF superfamily, member 6) (gene faslg). The record is from RefSeq and is a predicted model, not a curated record. The coding region runs from base 27 to 854 and encodes 275 amino acids. The transcript is spliced from 4 exons. Gene Ontology annotation, biological process: apoptotic process; positive regulation of canonical NF-kappaB signal transduction; extrinsic apoptotic signaling pathway via death domain receptors. Lineage: Eukaryota; Metazoa; Chordata; Actinopteri; Lampriformes; Lampridae. Gene Ontology annotation, cellular component: membrane. Gene Ontology annotation, molecular function: tumor necrosis factor receptor binding.